Messenger RNA from Coprinopsis cinerea okayama7#130, 717 nucleotides. RefSeq lists its product as hypothetical. The record is from RefSeq and is a predicted model, not a curated record. Lineage: Eukaryota; Fungi; Basidiomycota; Agaricomycetes; Agaricales; Psathyrellaceae. The coding region runs from base 1 to 717 and encodes 238 amino acids. The transcript is spliced from 4 exons.
AUGGAACUCACUGCAUCCUUCCUCUCUGCAGUAGCGGUCGCCUCCACCUUCGUCGGAACCGCCCUCUCAGCGACCACCGUCCCCGGAUGCUACGCCGAGUGCAUCGAGAAGGGUGCUGCAGCCGUCAACUGCGCCGUCGACGACAUCGACUGCCUCAGACUCGCUUCCUCGCAGUUCACCACCAUCACCCGCGAAUGCCUCGACACUAACAACUGUACCAGUCUCACCCCUGGUACACCCGCCGACGAAGCCUCCAUCACUACAACCUUCAACAUCCUCUCAGGCCUCGGCCUCAUCGACUCCUCCGAAGUCUUCAGCCUCGCCGACGUCCUCCAAGUCCACCAACGCGACCUCACAGGCCUCAGCCGCAUCCUACCUAUCGACAAACGCCAAAGGUGCAUCGUCCGUCGCGCCACAUGCGUCACUUCAGGCUUGACAGCAUGCGUAAACCACUGCAUCUCGUGCCAUCGCGGGAGUGGCAGCAGCAACUGUGUCGAGUGCAGCGGGGCCCCCAUUAUCCCCACCUUCAUCCCAUUCGCGGUUCUCAUCGCCAUCCACCUUAACAUUCGAAAGUUCCGCUUCUUCCCCAUCCAUCCACCCUCCUCAGCCUGCUCGAGUCCAGAGGCUCCCCAAUCUCCAGACCUGUGCCGUCCACAGCCUCCCCUACGGGCGAAGGUAGUCGAGGUUGCGGUGGAACACGAGGAGAGGAUCCAUUAG